This is a messenger RNA of Capronia coronata CBS 617.96, 1512 nucleotides long. RefSeq lists its product as uncharacterized. Gene Ontology annotation, molecular function: transmembrane transporter activity. Gene Ontology annotation, cellular component: membrane. The transcript is spliced from 3 exons. The record is from RefSeq and is a predicted model, not a curated record. Bases 1 to 1512 code for a protein of 503 amino acids. Gene Ontology annotation, biological process: transmembrane transport. NCBI's taxonomy places the organism in Eukaryota, Fungi, Ascomycota, Eurotiomycetes, Chaetothyriales, Herpotrichiellaceae.
AUGGCAGCCAAAGCAUUCGGCGCCUUCAUCAGUCAUGAAAGUGAUCCCACACCUCUUGUUCCUGCACUUGCUCCGAUCGUCCCUCGGGAUCACAUCACAGCAACAGCCCCUACCAAGUAUGAGUUGGACGGGCUGAAAUGGGGCCAACGCUUGAAAGGCCCUCCGCCGGACUUCCCUCGAGAUCCUUCCUCCAUAGGUCAAUCUCUCCCUCAGACCCCUGGAGAACUGGAACGAAGUCAACCACCGACCCCCAAACGAGACCAAGCCGUUGAUGCUCUGAUUCAGUCUGCUUGGAAUCCGCCCAGAAACCGGUGGAGGCUGGCUUCAGCCUCUCUUGCCUUCUUCCUCUUGGGAAUCAAUGAUGCGGCCACUGGUGCCCUGAUUCCUUAUUUGGAGGACGAGUACAAGAUCGGUUAUGCUAUCGUGUCGUUGAUAUUCGUUACCAACGCCGUCGGUUUCAUCUCCAUGGCACCGGUAUCGCAAAUGAUCGAGGCUAGUCUCGGACGAGCUCGAUCCAUGAUGAUCUCAAUGGCCCUUAUAAGCAUCGGCUAUAUCGCCAUCAUAUGUACCCCGCCCUUUCCUGUCGUUGUCCUAAGCUUCUACUUCAUGGGGUGUGGGAUGGCGCUCUUUCUGGCAAUGACCAACGCAUUCAUCGUGAAUCUCCAGAACGGCACUGUUAUUCUCGGCUUUUGUCAUGGUCUUUACGGUGUCGGAGGCAUCGUUUCGCCCUUGAUGGCUACCGCGAUGGUGUCCAAUGGUGUACACUGGGCAUACUUCUACCUCAUUCCCCUUUCUAUGUCAUUGCUAUCCAUUGCGUUCAUCGGUUGGUCCUACAAAGGCUUUGAGAACGACUCUGCCGUGCGACUUCUUACCAGCCUUGAACUCACUGCCUCCCGCCAGGCUUCUGCGUUGGGCGAACAGACCAAGUUACAGUUGUUGAAAAGGGCAGUGAAACAACGAACCACUCUUCUAGGCGCCACUUUCAUAUUUUUCUAUCAGGGCAGUGAAGUGGCCAUCUCGGGCUGGGUCAUCUCCUACCUGAUUCAUUACCGAAAGGGCAAUCCGUCUCAGGUGGGCAAUGUCACCUCUGGCUUCUGGGCUGGCAUUACGGUGGGAAGGUUCGUGCUCACUCACUUUGCCCAUAAAAUGGGCGAGAAGCUCUCGGUCAUGCUGCUCAUCAUUGGUGCCGCGAUAUUCCAGCUCCUGGUCUGGCUGGUGCCAAAUAUUAUUGGAAACGCGGUGGCCGAGUCCAUCGUCGGUCUGUUCCUCGGACCUGUCUACCCAUGUGCAACAGCUGUCUUCUCCAGACUGUUGCCACAGAGCAUCCAGAUUAGUAGUUUGUCGGUUAUAACGUCCAUGGGAUCAUCUGGCGGGGCGGUCGUACCGUUCAUUACUGGGUUGUUGGCUCAGAAGCUGGGAACCGUUGUGCUUCAUCCGAUUGUUUUGAUAUCAUUCGCGGCAUUGACGGUAGCAUGGCUGUUACUGCCUCGGAUUUCAAAGAGAACAGAGUGA